AAGUAAAUUCCUUAAUGCAAAUUUUUAUAUUUAUCAGAAUAUAUGCUUAUUCAAUUAAUAAAAAAAUUAACGUAAUCUAUGAAAAUUAUUACGUAAUUUAAAUUUGUUAAUUUUUUAUUUUUAUAAAUCCCUCCUAAAUUCCCCCGAAAAGUCUAACUUCCAAAAUUACCCUUCCCUUGCUACUUCUCCCUGCUCCAGAUAAAUUCCCCACUCCUUUGAUCUCAUCUUCUUCCAUGCAAUCUCUAUAUUCCUCUUUAUCUGUUUCUAUAUUAACCUUGCUCCCGUCGAGUCGGCGGUGAUUCGCCUGAGUCAUUCACCAUGACUCGACGGUGCUCGCAUUGCAGCAACAACGGCCACAACUCCCGCACCUGCCCCGUGCGCUCCUCUGGCGCCUCGUCUACGUCUGCUUCUUCCGCCGUCGGAGUCAGGCUCUUCGGUGUUAGACUCACUGAUGGUUCCAUUAUCAAGAAGAGUGCUAGCAUGGGCAACUUGUCGGCGCACUAUCACUCCUCUUCAUCAGCCGCCGCUUCACCCAAUCCUGACUCUCCCUCAUCGGAUCACGUCCGCGAUUCAGGGAACGUUCCUGAAGGGUAUUUGUCUGAUGACCCGGUCCAUGCUAGCAGCUCCACCAAUCGACGCGGAGAGAGAAAGAAAGGUGUCCCAUGGACAGAAGAGGAGCAUCGGCUAUUCUUGGUUGGUCUUCAAAAAUUGGGGAAAGGAGAUUGGCGCGGAAUAGCUAGAAACUAUGUAGUGUCUAGAACUCCUACCCAGGUGGCAAGCCAUGCUCAGAAGUAUUUCAUCCGCCAGAGCAAUUCCACACGAAGAAAGAGGCGCUCCAGCCUCUUUGACAUGGUUGCAGACAUGGCAACAGAACCACAGACGGUUCCAGAAGACCAGGAAUUGCCAUCUUUUCAUUUAAGAGAAAGGGAUAAUGCAGAUUCACUGCCUUCACUGAACCUCUCUCUUAAGCCAGAAUAUGAACCCAUGGAAACAACAACUGAUGAACCAGGAAAAGAACCUGAUGACACAGUGACAGAUUCCAGUGAAUCCAAACAAACUGUUCCGAAGUUAAGUGCAUUCAACCCAACUGUCCCUCCAUUAAAAGACUUUACACAAGAUGUUCCUGGGUUCUACUCGGCUUAUAUGCCAAUCCCUUAUCCAUUUUGGCCUGCAAAUGCUGCCUCUCUUGAAGUGAAGAGGGAAGAGACAUCAAAUCAUGAGGUCCUAAAGCCAGUGCCAACCUUUCCCAAGCAGCCUGUCAAUGUAAAUGAACUAGUUGGCUUGUCUCACCUCAGUAUAGCAGAGACUGAGAGAGAGCCUUCGCCACUCUCACUGAAAUUAAUAGGUGAGCCAACGAGGCAGUCGGCCUUUCAUGCUAAUGCUUCGGCAGUGGGUUAAGAGUUAAAGCCAGGGCAAACGUAUCCUAUGCAAACAGUUUGAAAUGGAGAAAAGAAGCUGAAUUUUAGGACUUGAUUAUUUUAUCCCCCCUCUCCCCCUGUAAAAUCUUAGCUUUUUUAUUUUUCAAUUCCUUAUAGCAUAGGGUGAAAUGAUAUUGGUUUGAGAUAUUUAUUCUUUCAAAAGCUGUAAUCAGCUAGAAAUACAAAUAAUUAAACUGGGCAUAACGCUAUCUUGCCAUCAUAGUUUUUCAGUCCUUGGAAUUCUUGUAUUGAAGCAAUGCCAGUGAACGUUCCUUUCGAUGUAAUAGAAUAAUCAGAUUUAUUCAGAUGAAUUUUGUAUUUUUUUUUUCUAAA
This is a messenger RNA of Manihot esculenta (cassava), 1751 nucleotides long. RefSeq names its product transcription factor MYBS3. Gene Ontology annotation, biological process: response to gibberellin; response to ethylene; response to auxin. The record is from RefSeq and is a predicted model, not a curated record. Gene Ontology annotation, molecular function: DNA binding. The transcript has 3 exons. Lineage: Eukaryota; Viridiplantae; Streptophyta; Magnoliopsida; Malpighiales; Euphorbiaceae. Bases 319 to 1398 code for a protein of 359 amino acids.